GUAAUUCGACGUGUUUAUACUGUUGCACAGUCACGUGAUAAACAAUGGCAGCGACCAGGCGUUUGGCGAAAGAACUUGCAGAUUUACGAAAGGCAGGCUUGAAAAAUUUCAAGAAUAUCAAUGUUGAUGAACAAAACAUCCUACUAUGGCAGGGUCUUGUUGUACCAGAUUGUGAGGCAUACAACAAAGGAGCUUUCAAAAUACAGAUUGACUUUCCAGCUGAAUAUCCAUUCAAGCCACCUAAAAUAACAUUUAAAACAAAAAUAUAUCACCCUAAUAUAGAUGAAAAGGGCCAGGUUUGUCUGCCUAUCAUAAGUGCUGAAAACUGGAAACCUGCUACCAAGACAGAUCAAGUGAUACAAUCCCUAGUAGCCUUAGUCAACGAACCGGAACCUGAACAUCCACUAAGGGCAGAUCUUGCUGAGGAAUUCUCAAAAGACAGGAAGAAGUUUAUAAAAAAUGCACAAGAAUUCACCAAAAAACAUAGUGAAAAGCGACCUACAGAUUAAUAUUAAUAUUGGCUAUUUUGGAAUGUUCACAGUUGCACAAAUAUAGUUCUCGAUCAAUGUAUUGAGUCUUAUAUCGUAGGGAAGUAACAAAAGUAGCUUUUACUAUAAAAUGAACGUGCAUGUGUUUGGGAGGAAUUAUUGUUUAAUUGUUUAACCAAAUUGACCAAAUACAAUAUCCACCUAUCAAUUUCUAGUUACUAUUAUAUCCACAAUAAUGAUGUUCCCCUAUCGGGUCUAUAUGACUUUACAGGCCAUUACACAAUAAACAUAACACAAGUGUUUUUGUUCUGCAUUUGGAUAUAAAUAUUCUUUUUUUGACGUACAAGUGUUAAUUGUUAAUGUUAAUGAAACAAUAUGAAAUUUUAUUUGGUCUGAAAAUAUUACAAUGACAGAAAGCUAAAAUUAGUGCUUGAGCAAACAGUUUGUCUCACCAGUGCACUUUUUGUGUGAAUGUGUGUAGAAUGAGUGAAAGCAUGCUAUAAGGGAGGUAGCUAGAGUUGGCACAAGUUAUUCACUUCAUGUAACUGAUACUCAUGUAAAUGUGUGGAGACUUUAUAAGUAUCCAGUUCUCUUUUAAAGCUACCGGUAUAUAAUGAUCCAGUUGUAGAUGAAAUGUUAGACGAAAGGUGUAAGGAUUGUGCAAAAGACAUAUCAACCCCAGUGUCAUGAACUGCAACAGAUAUUCUGAAAUUUGUUAGAAAUAUGUACAAGCUAGAGCAAUUUACACUGAAAACUCGUAAAUGAGAUAUGUUAUUUCUCAUAAAGGUACAUACAUUUCCUGGCAUAAUUAUACUGUGUGUGUCAUAUUUGUUGUGCUUGGUAGCAUGUACACUGAUGUAAUAAUCUAUAAUAAAAUGGUUUCUGCAAUCAGUUACUGGUCAAAUCCAAAAGUUCUGAACAAAAUUCCACUUCAGUGAAAGUGCUUUUGAAUAUUGUGUAUUCACUUUUGGUAUUUUACACAGUGUAUAUGGGUAUAAGUGAUUGUCUGAAAUUAACUCCACGAGUGUACUGAUGGUCAGAAUAAAUCUCUUGUUAAUGAAAA
Dreissena polymorpha is the source of this 1551-nucleotide messenger RNA. Its product is annotated as ubiquitin-conjugating enzyme E2 L3-like. The transcript is spliced from 4 exons. NCBI's taxonomy places the organism in Eukaryota, Metazoa, Mollusca, Bivalvia, Myida, Dreissenidae. The record is from RefSeq and is a predicted model, not a curated record. The coding region runs from base 45 to 509 and encodes 154 amino acids.